UUAAGGGCCUUCUACGUCACAGCUCGCUCCCCCCUCCCUCUUGCGCGCGUGGUGUGCUGGGAAGGGAAAGCGGAGCGCGGCUGGAGUGGCGGCGAAAAAGCGAGGGGGCGGGACCUGGAUCACGCAGUACUUUCAAAUGCUUGUUAGUGGCCUGACUUACCCCCCAGUAUAUCCAAUCACCAGAUGACUUCUCCAAAUAAAGCAGUUGAGCUACAGUUGCAAAUACGACAAAAUGCUGAAGAGCUGCAAGAUUUUGUGAAAGACUUAGAAAGCUGGGAAAAGGAUAUUAAAGAAAAAGAUUAUGAUUUAAAACAGCAGGGUGGAAUUCCAGUAGAGGAUUUACCACCAAUUCGAAAUGAAACAUAUAAGAAAAAGAAGAAAGGCAAAGUUAGAGCAGUCUCUAAAGAAACUACUGAAGAAAACAAAAAGAACAAAAUAAAAUCCUACGAUUACGAGGCAUGGGGAAAGCUUGAUGUGGAUAAGAUCCUUGAAGAACUUGAUAAGGAAGAUAGUACCCAUGACUCGGUGUCUCUAGGGUCAGAUUCUGAAGAAGAUGGGAUUCACAUAGAUACAGAAAAGGCUCUUGUUGAGAAAGAAAAGGGUAAUAAUUGUUUUAAACAAGGACAUUAUGAUGCUGCAAUAGAAUGUUAUACAAAAGGAAUGAAUGCUGAUCCUUACAAUCCAGUUCUGCCUACAAAUAGGUCAUCUGCUUUUUUUCGCCUGAAAAAGUAUUCUGUAGCUGAAUCUGAUUGUAACUUAGCACUUGCCCUUAAUAAAAAUUAUACAAAGGCUUAUGCCAGAAGAGGAGCAGCUCGCUUUGCUUUGCAAAAUAUUGAAGGUGCCAAAGAAGAUUAUGAAAAGGUUUUGGAAUUGGAUCCAAACAACUUUGAAGCAAAAAGUGAACUUAGGAAAAUUGAACAGGCUCUCAUGUCAAAAGAAACUUCACAACCUGAAGAAACAGAUGCCUGUAAGAACGUGGAAAUUACAGAACAGGAAGUUAAACAAAUGGAAGAGCAGCAGCUUAAGCAAAAGGCUAUUACAGAAAAAGAUUUGGGUAAUGGAUAUUUCAAAGAAGGUAAAUACGAAAUAGCAAUUGAAUGCUACACACGUGGAAUAGCAGCAGAUGGCACCAAUGCACUUCUUCCAGCAAACAGAGCAAUGGCCUACCUGAAAAUUCAAAAAUAUAAAGAGGCAGAAGAAGAUUGUACUUUAGCUGUAUUAUUAGAUUCCUCAUAUUCUAAAGCCUAUGCAAGAAGAGGGACUGCUAGAGCCGCACUGGGAAAGCUAAAAGAAGCUAUGCAAGAUUUUGAAACUGUCUUGAAGCUGGAACCUGGAAAUAAGCAAGCAAUAAACGAAAUAAUGAAACUUAAGAAUGAAUUAAUUGCAAAAGGACUCUGGACAGACGUGGAAUAUCCUGGAUUAUCACAGAAUGAAACAGAAAUACAAAAUCAGGUGAAACCCAUCGAUAAACCCUUGCAUCUGAGAUCAACAAAACCAUUGAGAAGAAUAAUAAUUGAAGAAGUGGGUCAUGAGAUGCUAAGUACAAAUGUGGUGGCUACCACAAAUCUAGAGCCUAAUCAGUCUGAUUCUGCAAGUGUAGAAGCAACACAGGCCUUCGUAUCUGCAAAGAAUCCAAGCAAAGAUGAUUUCUGUUCUCCAGCUGAUAUUCCAAAAGCAAAGUUAUUGAAAAUAGAAGAAAUUGGUGAUUCAGUAGCCACAGAAUCUGUUACUAAGGGUACUGUAAAAGAGAAGCCGUCACCUAUCGCUCAGUCCAUUGUUAUGAAAAAACAAGCUGAGACACAAAAUCAAGCACUCCACUGUGUGUCCACAUAUCCUGUGCCUCCAAUCCCUGUGAAUUCAUUCCAGCUUGAAUCAGAUUUCAGAAAAUUAAAAACUUUCCCAGAUCAGUUGUACACGUACUUGAAGCAAAUUGAUCCUUCACUUUAUCCUAAUCUCUUCCAAAAAUCCUUGGAUCCAGAUGUGUUUAGCCAAAUUUUGAAAAUUCUACAACAUUUUUAUGUUGGGAAAGAGGAGCCUUCACUUAUCUUAGAAAUUCUACAGAAACUGUCGGAAUCAAGAAGAUUUGAUAUGGCAGUAAUGUUUAUGUCAGAAUCAGAGAAAAAAACUGCACGUUCAUUAUUUGGUCAUUUGGAGCAUUCAGGAUUGAAAGAUUCUUCCAUUAAACAACUCAAGAUAAGAUACAGUGUUUGAGACAAAUGGCUUUCCCUAACUGUAUAUAGAAAUACAGUUGAUUAUGCACCUUUGUGGAAAGGCAAUUCCAGAUGAUGAGAGACUAUGGCUAGCACGAUCCAAAGUGCCUUGUGCAGAGGGGAGCCUGCAGUCUCUUCUUCCCGCCCCCACCAUGUCUCAUAUGCCAUCCUAGAAAAUCCCUCCACUUUCAAUAAUGGCUUCUUGUGGGGGUGGGGGAGGAAAGUUCCGUCGCCCCACGCAGUGUUCCAUGCACAGUUCUUUGGAUCAAAGCAGAUGAAAACAGGUAAAGUAUAUUUAUGUGGAAAAGGUUAUGGCAAAGUUUGAUCCUCCAGUUUAGCAGGGUAUCUAAUAGGAUUUAGUGUGGCUGAACCUGGUUCAAACCAUUUUAUCCUUUGCUCAUAGUGUAGGAUCAAGGCUAACAAUGAGCUGUCAAAAUAUUUUAUAAAUUUUAUUUUUGUGUGUAUGAAUUUGCUUGUUAAAAAUUAUUCUGUAUUUUUGUUCUUAAAAAUAAAUUCACAAAUGUUUAA
Messenger RNA from Elgaria multicarinata webbii, 2738 nucleotides. It is a transcript of the gene RPAP3, whose product is annotated as RNA polymerase II associated protein 3. The coding region runs from base 184 to 2211 and encodes 675 amino acids. The record is from RefSeq and is a predicted model, not a curated record. Gene Ontology annotation, molecular function: protein binding. Gene Ontology annotation, cellular component: protein folding chaperone complex. NCBI's taxonomy places the organism in Eukaryota, Metazoa, Chordata, Lepidosauria, Squamata, Anguidae. The transcript has 17 exons.